AUGGGCAAGGACUAUUAUGCGGUGCUAGGAGUAAGGAGGGGUUGCGACGACGAGUGCGAACUCAAAAAGGCGUACCGGAGGCUGGCCAUGAAGUUCCACCCGGACAAGACCCAGCUGGACAAGCAGGACUGCGAGCAGCGCUUCAAGGAGGUGAUGGAGGCCUAUGAGGUCCUGAGCGACGCCAGGAAGAAGGCCGCCUACGACCGCUGGGGGGACGCCGGGGUCAGUGGCACGCACACCGCCUUCUUUGCCACGGCCUUCUCGGCCAGCCCCGGCGACACGCCCUCCGCAAAGCGCCCCCACCCCUGCCCCGCCUCCAGCGCCUUUGCCGGGUUCGCGGCCUGCUCCUCCGCCUUCCAGCACAAUUUUCAGCAGGAGUUUUUCUCGACCUUCAGCGACAUGUUUUCGGGCGACGCGCCGCAGGCGGGCCAGCCCUGUGCGCCUGGAAGGGCCUUCCCGGGCGCCGCCGCGCCCCUAGCGCUCAAGAAGGACGUGGCGAUCGAGGUGCCGCUGCACUGUACGCUGGAGGAGCUGUACCAGGGUACCACCAAGCGCAUGCGUGUGGACCGCGCGGUGCCCAUCGCCGAGUCCGCCACUGGCCGGCGCAGCGAGGUGCUGACGGUGCAGGUCAUGCCUGGCUGGCGCGCGGGGACGCGCGUGACCUUCCCCGAGAAGGGCGACGUGCGCCCCGGCCGCAUCCCCGCCGACGUGGUGUUCGUGGUGAACGAGCGCCCGCACCCCAGCUAUGUGCGGGACGGCGCCGACCUGGUGUACACCCACCGCCUGGCGCUGGUGGACGCGCUGUGCGGCUGCACUGCCCUCGUGCCCACGCUGGACGGGCGCGAGCUGGCGCUGAGCGUGCAGGGCGUGGUGGCCCAGGGCGCCGAGCGCUUGAUCCCGGGGGAGGGCAUGCCCCUGGGCGCCGGCGCGCGCGGCGACCUCCGUGUCCGCUUCGACGUCCAGUUCCCGCCAGCACUGGAUGCGGGGGCGCGCGAGAUGCUGCGCGCCGCGCUGCCGCCGGGCCCGCUCGAGGGCGAGGCCUGA
Auxenochlorella protothecoides is the source of this 1044-nucleotide messenger RNA. RefSeq names its product DnaJ-like protein subfamily B member 4. Gene Ontology annotation, molecular function: protein-folding chaperone binding. The coding region runs from base 1 to 1044 and encodes 347 amino acids. NCBI's taxonomy places the organism in Eukaryota, Viridiplantae, Chlorophyta, Trebouxiophyceae, Chlorellales, Chlorellaceae. The record is from RefSeq and is a predicted model, not a curated record. The transcript is spliced from 4 exons. Gene Ontology annotation, cellular component: cytosol.